AUGGCCUUGGAAUAUGACUGCUGGAUCUGCCGAAAAUACAAUCCAUUUGUUGUUAUAAUUUUAUUGACAGAAAUUUAUAUACAAUUUUGCAGAUAUUACUGUAAUUAUUCAAAUUUACAUAUCACCUUUUUAACUGGUGUCAAUGGACAAUUAAAUCUUUGGGUAGAUCGUCAGCUAGUAAUACAAAUUAUUGAAUCAAUGCCACAUAAUCAAAAUAUUCCGGGUAGACUACGUUGUCCAAGAAGAUUACCAGAAAUUCACAGACAUAUUCCAGAACAUUUGUUUCUCGUUUUCAAUGGAUUACUUUUACACGAAGCAUUGGAUCGUAUUUCAUUAUCUGCUCAUAGACCUAUCCCUCCACGUAUUGAUAUGUUACGUGUCAAAUGGAGAGCAGGCUUUGAACGUUUAACCUACAAUAUCGAUUUGAAGUCAAUGAAUCAAACACUUCUGCAUACACCACUCUUAAAUAUUGCGAAAUCUGGUUAUAUUCCAGCUACACAAUCUGACGUUCAGAUAUCUUUACCAUGCACUGGAAGAUUUACUGGCAUAGCUCCCUUCCAAGUAAGACUUGAUGUUCAAAGAGAAUUUGAAGGUUUACGAAAGAUUCCGCCGAUUUCUUUCAUUGUCUAUAAAUAUUGUCUGAGUGCAAGUCAACAUGCACGAUUUAUUAUCAAAUGUGAAUGCCGUAUUCAGUGUUUACAAUCGAAUAUUAACAAUCGUCAAUCACUACGAAAACGUUGUAUUCGACGCUGUCGGAGACGUUAUGGUCUAAAUAACAUACAGGAUAAACAGAGAAAAUGA
Molecule: messenger RNA, 801 nt
Organism: Trichobilharzia szidati
Lineage: Eukaryota; Metazoa; Platyhelminthes; Trematoda; Strigeidida; Schistosomatidae
Source: the annotation of a GenBank genome assembly